Molecule: messenger RNA, 2115 nt
Organism: Ochotona curzoniae (black-lipped pika)
Lineage: Eukaryota; Metazoa; Chordata; Mammalia; Lagomorpha; Ochotonidae
Product: sulfotransferase family cytosolic 1B member 1-like
Exons: 7
Coding region: 504-1364 (286 amino acids)
Biological process (GO): sulfation
Cellular component (GO): cytoplasm
Molecular function (GO): sulfotransferase activity
Source: RefSeq, a predicted model, not a curated record
CCGUCUGGGAAUCAUACGUGACAGAAACUUGGCUGUAACCUGCCCAUUGUCGCUUCUGUAGCUCUGCUUGCUUGCCUGCCUGCCUGUGUAAAGGUCACCAGGAUGUGGUUUUUGUCUUUAAAAAUGCAUCGCAGCGACAGUAGGGGCUGUCUCCUUCAGCCUUGUUCUGAGCGGAGGCAGCACCGGCUGGCUAAUAAAGACUCCCCAAAUUCUAAAUUGGCUUUGGUGAUCUUGUACACUGUGCGCCCCAUAACAUUUGGAGGCCCUAGCGAGAUUUUCUGCUUCGCAGUGUUUGGUGGCCACCGGGUCUCCGGCCAACCACUGAAAGGCAUUGCUCAGCGCUUGGCCGAGACCAGUGUCCACACAAGCAGCCGACCAAAUUCUAACAUUGUAUUCAGAGUCAUCUAGUAACGUCACUGAGCGUGGAGUGAGAUCAGCUGCCGUGUCUGCCGUAUUCCUCGGCCCAGUGUUUGGAGCAUCAUCUGUGCUGGAGCUGAGGAGCGAUGUCAUCACUGAGCCAGGCAAACGCGCUCCAUGCAUUCCAGGGGAUGCUCUUUUCCACCACAUCUUCAGAAGAACUCCUCCGUUCCCUGGACACUUUUGAUGCAAGAGAAGAUGAUGUGUUUCUGGUUUCCUAUCCCAAAUCUGGUACUCACUGGGUUGCAGAAAUCAUCGAGAACAUUCCCAGUGCCAAAAUUACUCUAACAUCUCCCAUCGAACUGGGAGACAUUUCCAAACUUGAAGAACUGAAAAUGUAUUCUAAGAGAAGAGUAAUUCCAACACACUUGAGCUACAACCUGCUACCCUUGAAUGUCAAACAAAAACAAUGCAAGAUGAUCUACGUGGUGAGGAAUCCAAAAGAUACAGCUGUCUCUCUCUUCCAUUACUACAGAGAUAACCCCUGCCUUCCCAGUGUGGAAACCUGGGCUGCAUUUUUAGAACUGUUCCUACAAGGAGAUGUUGUGUAUGGAUCCUGGUUUGAUCAUGUUUUAAGCUGGGAAGAACACAAAAAUGACAAAAAUGUUCUAAUUAUAUUCUAUGAAGAAAUGAAGAAAGAUCUCUCUGAAAACAUAAAGAAAAUCACUACUUUCCUCGAUACCAACUUGAGUGACAGUGACAUCAGCAAGAUUGUCGAGAAAGUAUCUUUCAAUAAAAUGAAAACUAACGCAGUCAAAGAAAAGUGUGACACCAGUCACACCAUCUGUGCACUCACAUCCAACCGGAGCCUGGUCUUCCGGAAAGGAGUGGUGGGUGAUUGGAUAAACUACUUCACUCCAAGACAGAAGAAAGCAUUUGAUGAACUAUUCACAGAGAAAAUGAAGCACAGUAAGCUGGCAUUGCACUUGGUGGACUACUCCAUGUAAAUGGGAAAUGAAAACAAUUUUCAUUUAUGCAUUGAGGCACUUGGGGAUUAUGUAAAUAUUUUCAAUGAUGUGGAAAGCAGAUAUUACUUUCAGUGAGAAACAGAUACCUUAUGAAGGUGUCAACUGCAUCCUGCGUGAGCGAUGAAGAUUAUUAUGUUUGGUGAUAGGAGAGAGUUAUUAAUAAAAGGAAGUACACCAUUCUUGCAGGGCUCAAAUGUAUAUUAGUUUGAAGAGUGUUCAGAAAGACCCGGAUUACUUCUCUUCAGAAAGAGCAUAUUAAUGUUGUGUUCUAAAAGCUGUGAUAACAGCUCCAAAAGAGGUGAGAGAUUGAAAUAAGACAGUGUCUGGGAAAAACUUACUUUCUAUUCAUCUGGACAAUCAUGGCCUUGAGACAAACAUUUUUAUUCUGGCUUUUCCCCAGUGUCUGCGCAGAAAUAUAUUCCAGUGUUGUGAUAGUGAGAAACAUGGUCUUCGUAUAGAAGAAACACAUGAUAGGUAGGUUCGAGCCAGUGUCCACACUGCAGUAAAUUGGAAAAAAUGAAGAAGGAAAGAUGUUCUCAUAGGAACAGAGACUUGGCAUUCUAGUGUUUUAUUUCAUCCAAUCAGCCAAAUUACAAAACUUUUUAUAUUCCUGCUUAACAAAAUGGAACUCUCAGGCCAGAAUUGUAGUAUACUGGAUGUAACUGUCAUGUGUGAUGCCAGCAUCUCAUGAGGACACCAGGAUGUGUCCCGGCUGUUUCACCUCUGCUCC